Phaethon lepturus (White-tailed tropicbird) is the source of this 6786-nucleotide messenger RNA. RefSeq names its product WD repeat- and FYVE domain-containing protein 4-like. NCBI's taxonomy places the organism in Eukaryota, Metazoa, Chordata, Aves, Phaethontiformes, Phaethontidae. The transcript has 39 exons. The record is from RefSeq and is a predicted model, not a curated record. The annotation marks the transcript as partial.
AUGGACAAAGGAGCUGAACUCAAGUGGCAGCUGGAGGAGUCACCUGGCAAAGCAGGACAGCAAGAGCAAAGCCCUGAUGAUGGAGACAAAGCAGAAGUGCCAGGACAGCCUGCACACAGCAAGGACAAACCACCCCAGAGCCAUACCCUCCAGUGGGAGAGUCUAGGCAGACAGUUUGUAGAGUAUGAGCAGGUGGCUCCAUUUCUAAUCCCAGAGGAGCAGCAGAGAAGGCUUCUGGACUUUCUUCCCCUCUUCUUAAAGGCCUGGGAACAGUCUGCUGGAGUAAUCGUAUUCCCCAACAUUCAGCUGUUAGCCAGUGAGGUUUCCAAGCUUCUGACAAAAGAAAUUAAGAGGAACCUCAAUGGCAAACCUGCAGAGGAAGCUCGUCUGGCUUUGGAGCAAUUGCUACAACAGAAAGGGGAAGCAGAAGAUGGCCGUUUGCUCCUGAAAUCAGUGUACCUGCUCUCACAGACUGACUUGAGAACUACGUGGAACAUCAUUGGAUCUGGCCUUCCAGCUGCUCUGAUCCAGUGCCUGUACCUUUUCUUCACUUUUCCUCUGAAGAAAACCAGUGAUGAUGGAGAGACAAGUGAAGAUGACAUCCAAACUCAGGAAAUGCUUGUUAAGAUAAUGCUUAACAUGUACAGAGAGGAACAAGGUGUAGAGGAACUUCUGGCAGCUGAUAAACUUCAGUCAUUAAUUAUAGCAACUGCUUCCCUCUGGAACCAAUGUAGCCACUCAUGGAAAGUACCAACUGGCCGUGUGCUGAGAACAAUUUCAAAGGCUCAGACAAAAAACAGCAUUGUGUACCUACAAGCUGUAGACUGCAUUAAAAUAGCUAUUCAGAAUCUCUUUAAACUGGCUGAUACCCUACCUGCUUGUGAUGUGUGUGAGGCUGCUAGUAUUGUCUUGUGCUUUGUGAAAGAUUCCUAUCCCAUAUCAUCAGCUUUAUUAACAGAGUUUGAAAAUAAUGAUGGCUACCAACUCCUGCUAAAAAUUUUACUCAGGUGUGAAGGGUUGCAGCAAAAUGAAGGAGACCCCUAUCUGCAUGAGAUCUUGGACAUGCUGACUUGUCUUACAACCUGUGGAAAAACUGAACUGAAAGUUUCCGGCAAUAUUGUACACCCGCAAUUACCACACUUUGAUUUUGAACGGACACGGUCUUCAGGAAUAACAGUGAAAAAUCUCCAAGCUUUUCAGGUGUUGCAGUCCAUUUUCCAGAAGAGUAAUGAUCAACACCUGUGCGGAAGAAUCUUGGCAGCAAUUGGUACCAUAUGGGCCUGGGACACAGUGAAUUUCUUUCUUCUGGAAUGGACAUUACAACCUAUCAACCAGUUUACUGACAUAAUCCAUUUCAAACCACACACAGUCCAAGUCCAGUUCUUCAGACUGGUGGAGUCCAUAGUGCUAGACCUGUCCUAUGUCCCCCAUGAAAUUUUGAAGAAGGUUCAGUAUUUGAUAAAGGAAAACGUAGUGCCGUUCUGCACCUUAACAGCUCUCCGGUGCCUUCUCAGCAUGACCAAGAAGGACCUGUUAUUCAGUGACAUAUUCCGUGACUCUGGGCUCUUAGGCCUACUGCUGGCACUUUUGAGGAAGCAAGCCAAGAUCCUGAGGAAGUCAGCUGGAAUCCAUCUGUCUGAUCUGGAAGAAGGCACUGAGAAGGAAUUAAAUGCUGUGAUGCUGAAGAUGGUGGCUGCCCUCACAGUGGGUUCUGUGAGGAACACUGUUGUUCUGAAAGACUAUGGAAUGGUGCCAUAUAUCAAGAUAUUUUUGGAUGAUGACUGCUACAGGAGCGCCACUCUCAGCAUCUUGGAGCAGCUAUCAGUCAUCAACUACGAAGAAUAUAUGAGCAUUAUUAUUGGGGCCCUCUGUUCUUCUACCCAAGGAGAACUACAUCUGAAACUAGAUCUGCUGAAGUCACUCCUGAGGAUACUGGAGAGUCCCAAGAGCCAUUCAGCGUUCAGAACCUGCAGUGGAUUCAAUGGACUCCUGUCCCUUCUCUCAGACAUGGAAGGUGCAUUGCAGGACCCUCCAUCUGGGCUGUGGGCAGCAGUUGGACAGAAUUGCAUAUUGGAGCUUGUCUUCUACACGCUUCAGGGAAUAACCUCAGCCUUGCACCUGGACCCUGUCAACAGCAACUUCUUUCAGAAGAAUGGUCUGUUUGAAAAGAUGGCAGAGGACCUUGGAUCACUUGGAUGCUUCUGCACGCAAGAAGAAUGGCAAAUCCCUCUGAGCCUUGAGAAGACAAGGACCUUUGCAGAAUUCUUGGAUGCAGCUUUCUGCGCUUCAGAACCUUUCCCAACGUGGCUAAAGAACUGCAUAUGGAUUCUGAAUUUUCUUGAUCACAUGGUCAAAGGAACCCUCCAUUUGGAGAGCUACUUCAAGGAGAGAAAGCCAGAGAUGGGAGAGACAUCAAGGAAUGAUAAGGAGGGACCCCAAUCUCAAGAGCAGCAUGCUGUUGCUUUCAAAAGACCAGGCACCAAAUUACCUGCCUCUGCCUAUAGACUAUGGGGAAACCCUGAAGAGAAGUGGGAAAUGGGAGACUGCGCCAUUGUACAUCCAGGUGCUGUCUGUGUUAUGGUGAGGUUGCUGCCAAAGCUGUACAAAGAGGGACACUCUCAGCUUUCACAGGAAAUACAAUGUGCUGUGGUUGAUCAUAUCCUGUCCCUGGUGAAGUCAGAGAAGAGUCGCCAGGUGAUGUGUGGAUCUGGUUUGCUGAGUACCAUCAUAACUUCCUGUCAGGAUGCCUUCCGCAAUGAGAGCCAUCCACUGCAUCUACCCCUCACUAGAGUGUUUGAGAAGCUUGCGUCACAGGCUAUUGAGCCAGAUGUGUUAAGGCAAUUUCUUUGGUUGGGAGGUUCACCACCACUAUGUUUCAGACCUUGCACAAAGAAGACUGAGGCCCUUUCAUGUCGGGGGAAUGAUUCAGCUAAUGGAGGUUCAGAAGAAGACAUGGUGGACAAUAAAACCGAUCCUCAGGCAGUUGUACCUGUCAGCAGCUCUUCUUGGGUGUCUAAGGGAUCUGCGUUGGCACUCCAGACUGCAAUGAGUCUCAUCUCCAUGACGUCACCUCGAAACUUCCAGCUCCGCAGCACUGCUUUGGCUCCAUCAUUUGUGGAGUUUGACAUGUCCAUGGAAGGAUACGGGUGUUUAUACCUCCCUACCUUGGCCACUGUCAUGGGACCCAGUGCAGAGCAAUCUGUCUCAGGAGGAAUUGGCGUGGGCACCAGAAUGUUCCCUCCCUCAAGCGGCCUGACUCUCUCCUGCUGGUUUCUGGUUAGCAAGUUUGGCUUGGUGCACAACAGUCACCCACUCCGUUUUCUCACAGUUGUGAGACAUAUGUCAAGAACAGAGCAAGAAUUUGUUUGCUUUUCAGUAAGCUUCUUCCCGCAGGACCGUUCUUUGGUCAUUUCCACAGAAGAAGUGGAAUUCCAGCCACUAGAUAUCAUGGAACCUGAGGGUGAGGUCCUAAAUCCCUCCCCAUUUCCAGGGCAGAUCCAAUUUGGCUGUGGCAAGCUGCUCAUCACCGGCGAGUGGCAUCAUCUCACAGUGACAGUUGCUAAGGAAGCAAAGAAGAACUGCAUUGUGUCAGCUUAUAUAAAUGGUCAGAUGCUUGGCUCUGCAAAGAUGCAGUAUCUCCAGCCCUUACCAGGUAGCUGUAUUUCCAUGGAACCCUCAUCCUUUAUUGAUGUCUAUGGGUACAUAGCUACGCCUCAAAUUUGGAAACAGAAGUCCUCCUUGACCUGGCGCCUUGGCCCUACGUACUUGUUUGAAGAAGCUAUCUCUGUGGAAACCAUGGAGGUGAUCAAUAAGCUUGGCCCACAAUACUGUAGCAAUUUCCAGGCAGUACAGCUUCAAGGUGAGGACCAUUACAGUGAUAAUAAUCCCGCACCUCUGGUGGCAGAAGGGAAGAUUUCUUUUGGAAUCAAUGCCACAUGCUCAUGUCUCACUACAGUCCAAGAUAUAAAGAGCUCGUACAAUGAAGUGGAUGGCCGGCUGAUUGCUAAAGAGAUUGGGAUUAACUCUCGGGACAGUUCAACUCCAAUAUUCCUGGCUAAAAAUAUUGCUGGACACCUAUCGGGUUCCUUGCGGACUAUUGGGUCAGUUGCUGUGGGCCAAUAUGGGGUAAGAGUGUUCCAGUCCUGUCCAGCAGCUACUAGCCUGAACUUCGUUGGAGGCCCUGCCAUUCUCCUGGGUCUCAUUGCAAUGGCCCGUGAUGACCACACUAUGUAUGCAGCUGUCAAAGUCCUGAACUCCAUCCUGAACAGUAGCCCAAUGAGUGAGAAAUUGAUGAGGCACAUGGGUGGAUACCAGUUGCUGUCCUAUCUAUUGAAGAGGAAGACACAGCUGUUAAACAACAGGAUUUUACAAUUAAUGUUCUCCCUAGUAGGCACAGCUGAGCUUGGCUUUGAGUCCUCAGUCAUCAAGAAUUAUAGUGCAUUCCAGUAUGUUCUCUGCAACUUUGAGCUUUGGAUGAAAACACCAGAGGAUCUUGACCUUGCUCUUUUUUCACAUCUUGUGGAGAUCUUGCAGUCGUCCAGAGAUGGAUGUCAGAAUGCUGCAGUUGCCUACCAGGUGCAAAUGGUGCCCAAGCUCAUUUUCCUCUUCAAUGAUCCUGAAAUCAGUAACUCCAGGAUUACUGUGGCCUGCACUAUUCUCUCACAUCUAUUGCAAGGAUACUUUAACACAAGGGAUGUUCUCAGGAUUGGAUUAUUCCUUGUUUACACUUUGAAACCUUCUUCUGUGGAUGAAAAUCAGAUUUGCCUGGACGGUGUGGCUGAGAUGCCUAAUGAAGCCUUAAACCAAACAUCUGGAAAGACAAUCUGGCUUCGAAACCAGUUACUGAAGAUGCUGUUAGAUGUAAUGCACUCAGACAAACUUCAUCUGUCCUCUGAGGAACAAGAAGAGACAUUUUUUGCGCUGGGGCCAGACUGGUUUCUGCUGUUCACACAAAGCUACCUGCACUCUAGCACAGUUGUGCUAGGAAUCAAGCUACUUUUGUGCUUCCUCCACAAUCGUUUGCUACUGAACAAAUUCAAGGAGGGGAUAGUAGCUGGAUGCUGGCUGGAAAACAGCUCUGUGGGGUUAAGUAUUCUAAUGGAUAAUUUAAAAACUCAUCCUCCAGUGCCUGAUAAUGGCUCCUUCUUGAUUUUUGGGACUUCUGUGUUGCAAAGAUGUCUGACUGAUCAUGUCCACAUCCCGGAGAUCUACUUGCUCGUGGCAGGGCUCUUUCUGGCAAUGCCACAGACUGAACCACCUGACCCAGCCAAGAAAGAUCUUGAGUCUAUGUUGCAGUGGAUCUUGCAGCACCACCUUACGGAGAAUGUCCUCAAAAUUGGGUUGUGUGCAGAGGCAGCUGUUCUACUGCUGCAGAUGGUUAGAGUCACUGUGGACAAGCCUAUUGCAGAUGCAGAAGCCUCCUGGGAGAUUGCCUAUCCAGGGAACGUUAUCCAGUUUCUGUGCUUGAUCUAUCACAGUUAUACUCAGGACCCGGUGUGGCAGUGUCCUGACUUCUUGAAAACUUUGGCUAUGGUUGCUUUCCAUUCUGGACCACCCAAGGGAGGCUCUGAAGGCCUUUUGACACCUGAUGGCCCAGCCAUUGUUGAAGGGAAAGGCUGUGUUGAUCCUUCCUCUCUCCCACUCCUACCACACCCUGCGAAGAAACAAGUGUGGGAUUUUGUGCGAGUCCUCCUGAUGGACAGUCUUCUCAACAUCCCAGCAAACAAACAAGGGCAUCCACUUGAGCUGCUUCUUGAGGCUUCUCCAGAGGAUGCCACCAGUGAGCAGAAGAGAUAUUUUCAGACAAAAGUUUUACUGUCUGCUAUGGACAUCUUCCAUGUUACCAGCCAGGGUGAGGGGAAAACAAGACCAAGAGGUGAUGAUUCUCAUGGCACGUCAGAAUCAACUGCACCUGUGUCCAUGAUGAAUAUUGCUUAUUUUGCUCAGAAGCUGGUUGAGAAGCUGAACAGCAAAAUGUUUGCUGCUGACCCCAAGCAAAUCCUGAUCUUCACUGCCAAACAGAUUAUGAGGGUCUUAGAAAGCUCUGUUUCUCAAAAGGAAGUUUUCCUCACUGCCCUAUACAGCUGUCUGAACAGAGCCAUCCUAUACUGCCUAUCUAGACCACAACAAUCGCUGCCUGAACAGUUUAACAUCCUGAACACUCUCAAUGUCCUGCAGGAGCAGUGGGACAUUAUUUUUGCAACCUACAAUUCAAAUAAUUUUAUCAUCUGCUUGAUGUACUGCCUUUGCCAACUGAAUUCGGGCAGUUAUCCAGAAGGUUUUGGGGUGGAUGUAAAACCAAAGUUGCCUUUGUAUCACCAAAUUUUCCUUGCACCCAGUGAAGAAGAAAAGGGCAGCCUGCCUACUCCAGAUGAUGUCCAUCAGGAGAUUCUGAGAACAGUAGAAAUCAUCUGGAAGCAGCUCAUUUCACAGAGGCGGCAGGCUCUGGAGGACACUUACAAGAUGGAUCUUUCUGUAAAAGGAAAUGACAAAGAAAGGGACAUGAAGAUAACGGAGGUCACUCCUUUAUGGGAAGAAAUUAUGACAAAAGCUUGGCAACACUUGAUAGCAUCUGAAAAGAAGAUUCUCCAGAAUAAAGCAGGACCAGGCCAGUCACAGAGCAAGCACAGUUCCUGGAGUGAAAGCCUCUCUUCAGCUAUUAGGCUGAUGCCUGGCCGAAACACAAAGGAAAUAACAUGCAGAUCUGAGGGAUUUGUGACAUGUAUGGAACGGUACCGAAGAAUUGGGCAGGAGCUGUACGCCUCUUUAUACAAGAACCACAUUCAG